Messenger RNA from Phaeodactylum tricornutum CCAP 1055/1, 987 nucleotides. RefSeq lists its product with no specific name. The transcript is spliced from 2 exons. NCBI's taxonomy places the organism in Eukaryota, Bacillariophyta, Bacillariophyceae, Surirellales, Neidiaceae. Bases 1 to 987 code for a protein of 328 amino acids. The record is from RefSeq and is a predicted model, not a curated record.
AUGAGCCCGUACGACGACGGGGAAUCAUCCGCCCGUGGGAUGCCAAUUGAGCAGCCGCGAGCCAUCUCUGCAAAACAAGCUGUUUCGUAUACCGUCGGUGCCUUCAUUGCUCUGUCGGUGAUGUUCACUCCCCAGCUUUCCAUGCCGGCGGAAGCGGCUUCUUCCACCGCCACUCCCACCGCUUCCGUAACGCGGCCCAUGUCGGUCGAACAACGAAACUUGGACGCGGCCCAGUCAAUUCUUGAUGCCGCGGACGCCAAGCUCAAGGUGACGCAAAAGUCCGUCGCGACGGCCAAAGCAGCCGAUGAUAAGCAGCUGGCGAUACUCAAAAAGGCAGAGGACAAGGCCAACAAAGCGAAGGAUGACCUCGUGUCUGCCACUACCAAACUCACUACUAUGCGAGGAGACGUUAAGGUCUCGGACAAGGCCGUGGAGAAACAAAAGGAAAAAAUAGUUGCUUUCAAGCAAGCCCAAACGGAGUCACUAGUUGGCUUGGACAAAGCUCGCGUCGCCCGAAAAGAAACUGCCUUAAAGCUCACGACGGCCCAACAAGGGACAAAAAGCUACGAAAAGACGAAACAAACAGCUCAGAAAAGUUACGACGUUGCCAACCAAAAGUUCAAAUUGUAUGAGAGCCAACAGGCCGAAAAGCAGAAGAAAAUUGACGCUUCCAAAAAGGUUGCCACCGAAAAGCUCAAGGCCAAGCAAGCUGCUGACGCCAAGGUGGCCAAAAAGAAUGCCGAACGAAAAGCGAAAGAAGAAGCCAAGAUUCGCAAAACAAAUCUCGACGCUUUAAAGAAACAGAUUUCGAAACAGGAUGAGAAGGUGAAGAAAGCCCAAACAAAUUUGAAGGCUCUCGAAAAGGAACUCAGGUCGCUCAACUCACGCAAAACGAUCGAAAAACAAGAAGUGAAGAUUGCACAAGCAAAAACAAAGCUAGAAGCGGAAAAGAGUAUAUUGAAAGAACUCAAGGCCAAAAAAGUCUAG